Messenger RNA from Mucor velutinosus, 567 nucleotides. RefSeq lists its product as uncharacterized. Bases 1 to 567 code for a protein of 188 amino acids. The record is from RefSeq and is a predicted model, not a curated record. The transcript is spliced from 5 exons. Lineage: Eukaryota; Fungi; Mucoromycota; Mucoromycetes; Mucorales; Mucoraceae. Gene Ontology annotation, cellular component: GET complex. Gene Ontology annotation, biological process: tail-anchored membrane protein insertion into ER membrane. Gene Ontology annotation, molecular function: protein-membrane adaptor activity.
AUGUAUUUACCUCUAACUAUUUUUUUACUGGUCUUGGUAACCGAAUCUAUCUUGUUCUUGGGCUAUUCAUACAUUACAUCUCUUACAUACGAUCUUUAUGUGAAAAUCACCAAAGAUGCUCGAGUCGCUAAGCAACAAAAGAUGAAACGAGAUACACUCAAACUAAAGUCUGAACUAGGACAGACUAGCUCUCAAGAUGAAUUUGCUAAAUGGGCAAAAUUACGAAGAAAGUUGGAUAAAUCGGUUGCUGAUCUCGAGAAGAUGAAUGCUGACAUUGCUUAUUCAAAAACUGCCUUUGAGCUCAAAGUAAAGUCUGUGCUUUGGUUUUUGGUGCAUGGAUCGCAAUUAGUGAUGGUGAUGUGGUUCAGAAAGAGUGCUGUAUUUUAUCUUCCUCCCGGCUGGUUUGGUCCUGCUCAACGCAUUUUGUCAUGGCCAUUCGCUCCUGCAGGCUCAGUCAGUGUAGCUAUUUGGUUCGCUGCUUGCAGACGCAUGAUCAAGGCUUUAGCUCUUACUGUAAACGAUUUCGUUUUCGUCCCAGCUGCUGAAAAGAAGAUGGCAACUGCCUAG